This is a messenger RNA of Arthroderma uncinatum, 966 nucleotides long. RefSeq names its product peroxisomal membrane protein PMP47B. The record is from RefSeq and is a predicted model, not a curated record. The transcript is spliced from 3 exons. Gene Ontology annotation, molecular function: ATP transmembrane transporter activity; NAD transmembrane transporter activity; AMP transmembrane transporter activity. Gene Ontology annotation, cellular component: peroxisomal membrane. Bases 1 to 966 code for a protein of 321 amino acids. Lineage: Eukaryota; Fungi; Ascomycota; Eurotiomycetes; Onygenales; Arthrodermataceae.
AUGUCUCAAUCUCAAGCAGCUGCUACUACGGUAGCUCAGAAGCCCAAGACUGCGCCUACCAUUGCUGCGCAACAGAGUGACAACAUCGCGCACGCUUUGGCCGGAGCCGGAGGUGGAAUCCUGUCUAUGGUCUUGACAUACCCGCUGAUCACUCUUUCUACUCGAGCGCAAGUUGAAUCGAAGCGUGCCCAGUCUUCUACCAUCGAAGCCAUCCGCCAUAUCAUCAAGCGUGAAGGCAUCCGAGGACUAUACUCCGGCCUUGAGUCCGCUGUAUUCGGCAUCAGUGUAACCAACUUUGUGUACUAUUACUGGUACGAAUGGACCCGCGCUGCAUUCGAGAAGGCCGCCAUCAAAGCUGGCCGCGCAUCCAAGAAACUCACAACCGCCGAAUCCAUGAUCGCAGGCGCCAUUGCCGGCAGCGCCACGGUUAUGAUCACCAACCCCAUCUGGGUCGUCAACACACGUAUGACUGCCCAGCGAUCCUCCACUGAAGAAGGAGGUGCCAAACGGGCCAAGACUACUCUGGAGACGUUGAAGGACCUCUUGCGCCAGGAAGGUCCAGCUGCGCUCUUCUCCGGUGUCCUGCCGGCCCUUAUCCUGGUCAUCAACCCUAUUCUGCAAUAUACCUUCUUCGAGCAGUUGAAGAACGUUGUUGAGCGAAGGCGGAAGAUGACUGCCACGGACGCCUUUUAUCUCGGCGCUCUCGGAAAGCUACUUGCUACUUCCAUCACCUAUCCAUACAUCACUGUCAAGAGCAGGAUGCAUGUUGCUAACAAGGAUGGGCCAAAGGAGAGCUUGAACGAUAAGUUCAAGAAGAUUAUCAAGGAGGAAGGAUGGGCUGGUUUGUACAAGGGAAUUGGCCCCAAGGUCAGCCAAAGCGUGCUCACCGCAGCCUUCUUGUUCGCAUUCAAGGAUGUCCUCUAUGACAGCAUGGUUGCUCUCCGCAGACGAAGCAUCCGCAAGUAG